Messenger RNA from Chaetomium strumarium, 2208 nucleotides. RefSeq lists its product as uncharacterized. Gene Ontology annotation, biological process: lactate catabolic process. Gene Ontology annotation, molecular function: D-lactate dehydrogenase (cytochrome) activity; FAD binding; D-lactate dehydrogenase (NAD+) activity. Bases 300 to 2120 code for a protein of 606 amino acids. The transcript has 5 exons. Gene Ontology annotation, cellular component: mitochondrion. Lineage: Eukaryota; Fungi; Ascomycota; Sordariomycetes; Sordariales; Chaetomiaceae. The record is from RefSeq and is a predicted model, not a curated record.
GUGGAUACUGUAAAGGUGGUUACACAAUAAUCAACGUGACACACUGGCGUGCUCAAGCCCCGGAAUGCCGUCGUCGGCGCUACAACCCUGUCCGCAACGGCUGUGGGGCGGCCCUAGCUUGGACGCCGAGCGGAAGCCCCGACCUUUUUCGUCGUCCGACCCGUCAGUCCCGGCUUCCUUUCGGGUCAACAACCCCCGACAAGCAAAGAACAAAACCCACCCGACAAACCCGGCAUGCGGUCCAAAUAGCUGUCCAACCGAAUCCGACACCAUUGACUACAUACACACCGACCAAAGCCAUGUCGCGGCUUGCGGGCAGAAUGCCCAAAGGCCUGGGGCAGACCUUGACGGCUUCGGCUGCCGCCGCAGCUCGCCGGCCAACAUGCCUCGCCCUGCGCACCGCGCCGGCGCGCUACUCUUCCACAGGGAACAAUCAGCCCCGAUCGAGCGGGCCUUCGUUCAAGGGCCAAUUGACAACAAGUAUCAUGCAGCGUCUCGCGCGCGAGAGAGCCGAUCUCGAGCGCCUGGCGAGGACGCGGCCGCAGUCCACCUUGGCGCGGAACUUUAGCAUCACCUUCAUGCUCUUCUUCGUCGGCGCUUCUUGUUGGUUCAUGGGCUACAAGUACCCGCGCGAUGUCGACCCCGACUCAACCCUGCCGCUGAACGCCACACGACCGCCGACGUACAGGCUCAAUCCCGCCCAUCUCGAGGCCGCCUGGGCCGACUUCGCCGAGAUUGUUGGCCGGGAGAACGUCAGCACGCUGGAGGACGACAUCAAGCAGCACGCGACGUCGGAGUGGUCGUCCCACCAGUCCGACCCGGCCCACAAGCCCUUCUGCGUCGUCUACCCCUCCACGACCGAACAGGUGGCCGCCAUCAUGAAGGUGUGCCACACCCGGCGGAUUCCCGUGGUCGGCUACAGCGGCGGCACCAGCCUCGAGGGCCACUACACGCCGACGCGCGGCGGCAUCUGCGUCGACUUCAGCCGCAUGAACAAGGUGCUCGCCCUGCACAAGGACGACCUCGACGUGGUGGUGCAGCCGGGCGUGGGGUGGGAGGACCUCAACGAGCAGCUGGCGGCGCACAACCUCUUCUUCCCGCCGGACCCGGGCCCGGGCGCCCAGAUCGGCGGCAUGAUCGGCACCGGCUGCAGCGGCACCAACGCCUACCGCUACGGCACCAUGCGCGAGUGGGUGCUGUCGCUGACGGUCGUGCUGGCCGAUGGCACCGUCAUCAAGACGCGCCAGCGCCCGCGCAAGAGCUCCGCCGGCUACGAUCUCACCCGCCUGUUCGUCGGGUCCGAGGGUACGCUGGGCCUGGUCACCGAGGCGACGCUCAAGCUGUGCGUCAAGCCGGCCGCCACGUCGGUCGCCGUGGCGAGCUUCCCGUCGGUCCGCAGCGCCGCCGACUGCGUGGGGCGGGUGGUCGCCGACGGCAUCCCCGUCGCGGCCGUCGAGCUGCUCGACGACGACCAGAUGCGCUUCAUCAACGGCGCGGGCAGCACGUCGCGCAAGUGGCGCGAGGCGCCGACCAUCUUCUUCAAGUUCACCGGCACGGCCAGCGGCGUCAAGGAGCAGAUCGAGAUCGUGCGGCAGCUGGCCAAGCGGGCGGGCGGGCAGUCGUUUGAGUUCGCCAAGGACGAGGCCGAGCAGGGCGAGCUGUGGUCGGCGCGGAAGGAGGCGCUGUGGAGCACCAUGUCGCAGAGGAGACCCGGCGACCAUGUCUGGACGGGCGAUGUGGCGGUGCCGAUGAGCAGGCUGCCGGAUAUCAUUGAGGAGACCAAGAAGGACCUCAAGUUGUCCGGGCUGACGAGCUCGAUUGUGGGCCAUGUGGGCGAUGGGAAUUUCCAUAUCAUCCUCCUCUACAACGACACCGAGAGGAAGCUGGCCGAGGACUGCGUCCACCGCAUGGUGAAGCGCGCUGUGGAGAUGGAGGGCACCGUCACGGGUGAGCACGGAGUCGGCCUCGUCAAGCGCGAUUACCUGCCCCAUGAGCUGGGCGAGACCACGGUGGAUGCCAUGAGGAAGAUCAAAGCUGCCUUCGACCCGCUCUGCCUCCUCAACGCAGACAAGGUGGUGCGCGUGCAGAAGCCUAAGCGCGGGGAGGUCGCUGAGUGGUGAUGGACCAAUCUUGUAAAAGAAAAUGUAAAAGUUCUACAGAUCUAACGCUACAUUGAACUGUCAACUCAGUACAAAUAAGCAGUCCUUA